Messenger RNA from Mollisia scopiformis, 531 nucleotides. RefSeq lists its product as uncharacterized. Lineage: Eukaryota; Fungi; Ascomycota; Leotiomycetes; Helotiales; Mollisiaceae. The transcript has a single exon. The record is from RefSeq and is a predicted model, not a curated record. Bases 1 to 531 code for a protein of 176 amino acids.
AUGGGCGCCCCCUUAUCUCACAAACCUAGAAGGUAUUGGCAGCGAACAUCUUCGGUGGAAAGAGGGAGGUAUCCGGGGAGAUUGGUACAUUCUGGAGAUCAAAAAGUUCUUAGCACCACCAGACCGAGAUACGGCAAGGUUGGGCUAGAUCUCGAAGUUGAAUGCGAUACAAACCCAACUUUGCAGUGUAUCAAUGGGCCCAACGAAGAGCCAGACAUCCUCAAAGCUGUAAAGACAAUGAUUGGUAAUGGCCGUGGCUACAUACUCUCGUUCAACACAUUUGCGACUUUUAGCAAAGAAUGGGCAAGACCGGGCUUAAUCAUCGAAACAGCUGGCACGGCAUCAUAUCAUGGCAUGGACCUUGCGGUAAAUUUUGCUGCCGUUAUUGGAUUUCCUGGUGAACAUCAUGAGGAGAAAGUGACGUUGUUACUUCGACACGGUAAUCUCAACGUUGACAGCGACCUCCCCAAUCGGCUGCGAUACCAGUGGUCCUGCGAGGAAAAUUCUAACAGGCCCACAGACCUGUCUUAA